UUGGCGUUUUAAGGAACUCUGGCGGAGUCCGAAGCUGUGAGUUGGAUCUCCUGUCGAACGAGGUCUUUCGAGCUUUCUUCUUGGGUAGCUGUGACAUCUCAAGCGACAUGGAACCUUCCGAUCUCUCCUUGAGCCGGCCGUCGCCCCGGCGCGAGCUCCAAGGCCCCCGACCGACCCCCCUCCAGGUCCGAAAGGACUCCCACAAGAUCAGGAAGCCACCGGCCGCGGCGCCUCCCCAGACUCGGCAACCGGUCAUCAUCUACACCGUCUCGCCCAAGGUCAUCCACGCCAGCCGUAGCGAGUUCAUGUCGCUGGUGCAACGCCUCACCGGCGCCGCCUCAUCUUCCGCCGAUCCUACUGCGGCUGCUUCGCGUUCUCGCGGGGACUCAGCCAGAGGAGCACCGCUGUCGCCGGCAGCUCGGUUAGCCGUGUUCGAGAGGACGUCUCACCCGGCGUCCAACCGAGAUGUUCUGGAUCAACUGGAGAUCGAUGGUCCGAUGACAUCGAGUCGAGCCGGUCUCUUCCCCGGCAUCCUGUCCCCGGUCCCUUCUUCUCUGCCACCGGUGUCCCCCAACCUGUUCUCGGCGUCCACCGUCCCGAGUGAGCUUAACCUCUUCAACGAACUCAGCCCUGCUUUCCAUGGGGGCAAGAGCUAUGUCGAGAAUCCCUUCUUGCCCAGCCCCAACAACUUCCUAUCCACUCCCAUCCUCCCUUCUCCCGGUGCAUUUUGGGACCUCUUCAAUCAAAACGAGGAGUGUUAGCUCAAGAGAAGGGGAAAGAAGACAUGGUGAGGCCUUCUUAUUCCUCUUGUGGGAGCUAAUCGCAUCUCAUAUGUAACAACAACAACAUCAACAAUCGAUCGAUUUAGAGUAGUUGAUGAAUUCUUAUUACACCAUCAGAUCAUGAUUCAUGCAACACAGAAUUGUAAGUUCUUUUUGUUUGCCUAAUGCUUGAUUAUUCUUUUGCCUUUCAUUCAUUCUCUCUUUAUAGUUCUGUAUGUUGCAAGAUGAGAUCAAUUCAGAGUCUGCAAAUAUGAACAACAUUCGAUCCUUCGAGUAUGCUCUCAUUUCUUCUGUAGCAGUAAGAUCACAUCCAUCUAUCUUAGCAUGCCAAAAGUACAGACAGGUAGGUUGAGAACUGCAUGUCAUGAGCAGCUUCGAAGCACAUGGAAUCAAUCCAUUAACAUGGAAAAGCCUGUCCUGCAUAGAGUUAUGGAGUACAAGCAAGUCACAAUACAGAGACAUGUAUAGCCAUUCUAAGAAUAAUUCUCCGCCUGUAACUUUGCAAACAAGAAAAAUCUCAUCUCAGGACAAUGAUAGAGAGAGACUAGCAGGCAGUGCAUGGGAAAACUUCCACCAUAUGCCUUUGUUCAGGUCAAUGCCAUCCUUUUCUUGUUCUUCAUUUAGAACAUUACUGACAAAUU
Musa acuminata AAA Group (dessert banana) is the source of this 1423-nucleotide messenger RNA. Its product is annotated as protein MKS1-like. The coding region runs from base 108 to 761 and encodes 217 amino acids. The record is from RefSeq and is a predicted model, not a curated record. Gene Ontology annotation, cellular component: nucleus. NCBI's taxonomy places the organism in Eukaryota, Viridiplantae, Streptophyta, Magnoliopsida, Zingiberales, Musaceae. The transcript has a single exon.